Messenger RNA from Lolium rigidum, 630 nucleotides. RefSeq names its product aspartyl protease family protein At5g10770-like. The transcript has 2 exons. Gene Ontology annotation, molecular function: aspartic-type endopeptidase activity. Gene Ontology annotation, biological process: proteolysis. The coding region runs from base 1 to 630 and encodes 209 amino acids. NCBI's taxonomy places the organism in Eukaryota, Viridiplantae, Streptophyta, Magnoliopsida, Poales, Poaceae. The record is from RefSeq and is a predicted model, not a curated record.
AUGGACACGGGCAACGACAUGUCCUGGAUGCGCUGCAACACCCAGGAUGGCGGACCGUUCGACCCACGGGCAUCGAGGUCCUACGCGCCCUUCUCCUGCUCCUCCGGCGAGUGCGCGAAGCUUGUCAUCAGCAAAUUCGCGUUCGGUUGCAGCGACACCGACACCUUCGACAGCAGAGUCGACGGCAUCCUCGUGCUCGGCGGCGGCGCCCAAUCGCUCCUGUCGCAGACGGCGACGAUAUACGGGAGGCAGUUCUCGUACUGCCUCCCGCCGACCCUCUUCUCCUUCGGCUUCCUCAGGCUCGGCGCGCCCGGCGACGACUCUAGCUUCACCUUCACGCGGAUGUUUCGACGGAACACGGAUCUGACGUUCUACUACGUGCUCCUCUUGGGCAUCAAGGUCGCCGAGAAGCCCCUCGAUCUCCCUCCUUCCGUCUUCACCGAUGGAUCAGUGCUGGACUCCAGCACGGUGAUCACGCGGCUGCCAACCACGGCGUACACCGCUCUCUCGUCAGCCUUCAAAGAGGAGAUGAAGGCGUACCCGCCAGGGCAGCAGAGCGGACUACUGGACACAUGUUUUGAUUUCGGAGGCAAGGAUAUAGGGCCGGUCCAUAGAUUUCGGAGGCCCUAG